CCUAUUUCCACGAUGGCGUUCGGGAUCUACAGCUUGCUCGAGGCGGUCGUCCUCUCCUUAAAUGCCGUCUGUAUCCUCAACGAAGAGAGAUUCCUGUCCAAGCUGCCUGGCUGGGGCGGCUCCCAAGUACAUGGCUUUGGUGAAGAACCUGGCAUGAAGACCCAGAUUUUCCACUUCAUUCGCUCUGUCAAAACAGUUAUGAAGUAUCCUCUGAUACCUGUUAAUGUUUUCGUCAUUGUGUUUAAGCUGAUAUUUGGCUGAAAAAGGUCUUCUUGGUCAUUCAUAAGUUCACUGUGAUGCUCAGGUCAUUUUUUGUAAUGACUAUUAAAUAUUAGUUUUUUUUUUCUA
This is a messenger RNA of Penaeus indicus, 348 nucleotides long. RefSeq names its product immediate early response 3-interacting protein 1-like. Bases 13 to 261 code for a protein of 82 amino acids. The transcript is spliced from 3 exons. The record is from RefSeq and is a predicted model, not a curated record. Gene Ontology annotation, biological process: endoplasmic reticulum to Golgi vesicle-mediated transport. Lineage: Eukaryota; Metazoa; Arthropoda; Malacostraca; Decapoda; Penaeidae. Gene Ontology annotation, cellular component: endoplasmic reticulum membrane; COPII-coated ER to Golgi transport vesicle; Golgi membrane.